AUGGCCUCUCUCAUAUUCGAGCCGUCGGGCUCACUAGAGACUGAUGCGCAUCUUCGCUUGGUGCAGAACGUCGAUUGGGCUGCGACAUCGAUAGGCGCUAUUGACGACUGGCCACCAGAACUCUUAUUGUUAUUUCAUCUGAUCAUUCUCGACCCGCAACCUAGAAUACUCAUCCUUGGACCAGACAGUCUGCUCCUAUAUAAUGAAGCCUAUGCCGAACUGGUCGGCGAGAAGCAUCCUGCAGCUAUCGGACGACCCCUCUCGAUAGUUUUCCCAGAAACUUUCGAAUAUUGCUCAUCAAUCCUGGAUGAAGUCUCUACUACUGGCAGAGCUUCUGUUGAGAAGAACUUUUGCAUGCCUCUGAUAAGAAAUGGUCGUCUUCUGGAGAUCCACAUGUCCUGGGUUUUUGUACCAUUUCCCAGGAAAAGUUCACUUGUCGGCACUUCAGUCAUUCUCCGUGACGAGACAGAGAAACGUUUGUCGGACAGAAGGCAUAUCACAUGUCAUAACCUGGGCCUUGCUGUCAAUCUGGCCACGAGUAUGUCUACAUUAUGGGAUAAUAUACUUGGGAGCUUAUCCGAAAGAGAACAUUGUUGUCCAUUUGCUCUUCUUUACGCGCCUGAGCCUGACGCCAGAGGUGAUGAUGAGCUGGUAUACCAGCUAAGAGGCACAGUCGGAGAUUUCAAAGACAAUUCAGUAGUUACUCACGUUCUAAACCUGAAUGGCACCAGCAGCGAUCGUCUCAACCAACGUUUGAGCUCAGCCUUGACGACGGAAGAUCCAGUGCUGCUGACCACAGACGACGGCAGUCUUCCAGAGUCCUGGUCAAAAGCAGCAAAGACCCGUGGAUGGGAAGACGAUUGUACAGAAGCUGUGGUUCUUCCGUUGCAGGCUAACCGAUAUCACAAAGUGAGAGCCUUACUGGUCUUGGGAGUCUCGACACGUUCGAACUACGAUUCCGCCUACAAAAGCUGGAACGAAGAGCUCAGAAGGAUCAUCGGGAGCACUCUCCACUCACUCAGAAGAAAGGAAAUCGCGGCGAUGGAAAUCGCUCAACGAGAGAAGAAAGCCAACACGAUCAGCCGUCAAUACAGCCAUCUCGUCAGGGUUAUGGAGCUAAGUGAUGUUGGUAUUUUCAGUUGCGACAGGAAUGGCAACUUGCUUGAGGCCAAUGAAUCCUGGUAUCGGCUCUCAGCGUUUCCUCGGCAGAACGAACCAGUACCUGCGUUCUCUUGGCUGGAGUCCGUCUACGAUGAGGACAAAGAUCUAGUCAUGUCUCACUGGAACAGCAUGCUUCAGGGCAAACCAGUCACCCAUCCUGAUCGACCAGAAGGAAGAUGGAUUCUUGCCGUGUGUCUGCCAGUCAUGGAUGAACAUGGCAAAAUCAUGAGCAUCGAUAUCAGCCACUUGAAAUGGGCCGAGGAUGUUCAAAGAUCAAGAGUUGAAGAAGCACUGGAGGCCAAGCGGCAAAACGAGGUGUUCAUCGACAUGACUUCACAAAACCCCCUUGGCGCGGUCGUACACUGUGCAGAUGCCAUCGACGAAUCUCUGAACGAGAUGAAGUCUAUAAUGGACAAGAUGCAGUUUCCUGACGAGAAAGCCGGCCAACGGCUACGUGAAUUGGUUGGUAACAGUGCAGAAGCUGUUCAGAUCAUCACAUCAUGUUCAAGUCAUCAAAAACGAAUUGUCGACGAUCUUUUGACCUUAUCGAAACUCGACAGCAACCUUUUACAGAUCAACCAAUCUCCGGUCCGCGCCACAAGUAUCUUGGAUGAUAUGCAACGCAUAUUCGAAAUCGAGGCCGGGCGCGCUGAAAUCGAACUACGAAUCCAACCCGAUUCUUCAAUCAAAGCAAUGAAGGUUGACAACGUCAUGCUCGACACUGGACGAGUGCAUCAGAUCCUGAUUAACUUGAUCACCAACGCAUUGAAAUUAUCGAAACGACGCGUCACCAUAACCAUGGGAUCUUCGAAGAAGCGCCCUUCGGAUGGUGCACUGUCUACGACCAUCGACUUUGCACUGCCGCACACACUAAGUGAUACUGUUCGUGAGUCCGAAGCGCUGUGCACAGGUCCAGAAACAUUCUUCAUCUGGUUCACCGUGUCAGACACGGGGAGAGGUAUCAAACCAGAUGAGAAAACUAAGCUGUUUUCGCGCUUCCAACAAGCAUCACCACGCACAUACGCAAAGUACGGUGGUUCAGGGUUAGGCCUGUUCAUCAGCAGAGAACUCGCAGAGCUUCAAGGCGGCGAGAUAGGCAUUGCCACCGAGCUUGACGUUGGCUCGACAUUCGCAUUCUUUGUUAAGACACGCCCAGCUGCACUACCAGCAGAACAACGACCCAAGGACGAACUUGCGUUCUGUCCUCGCAGUGGAUCUGCUCAGACAAGCUUCAGCAGCGAAACAGCACAAAUCCACGUCUUGGUGGCUGAGGACAACCAAGUCAACCAGAAGGUACUCAAGCGCCAGCUAACGAAUAAAGGCUACGUGGUGUGGACAGCAGACAACGGCCAAGAAGCCGUCGACUUCUUACGCCAAACACGUUAUUGGAACAAACCCGACAAACAACAAGGGCAAGAAAAAGACCUUCAUGUCAUUCUCAUGGACACAGAAAUGCCUAUCAUGGAUGGUCUCACCGCUGCCAAGGAGAUACGCGAGAUGCAGAGAUCGGGCGAACUGAAAGGUCAUGUGCCCAUUCUCAGUGUUUCGGCGAAUGCGAGACCCGAACAGACCAGUAUGGCCAUUGCGGCCGGAAUGGAUGACUCCAUCAGUAAACCAUUCAGGAUCGCGGACUUGACGCCGAAGAUCGAUCGACUUGCCGAUCUGGCUCAUGCUAGUUGA
Messenger RNA from Aureobasidium musti, 2841 nucleotides. The record is from the annotation of a GenBank genome assembly. Lineage: Eukaryota; Fungi; Ascomycota; Dothideomycetes; Dothideales; Saccotheciaceae.